AUGAUACAUACUCUCUCUCUCUCUUACUCUCUCUCUCUCUCUCUCUCACUCCCUUUCUCUUUUUCUUAUUUUCUUUUUCUCUCUGGUUCUUUUUGCUUCUCUCGCUCUCAAUUUGGAUAUCUUUCCCUAGAUCUUUCUCUUGCUUUCUCUCUUUCUUUUUCCUUCUUUCAACUUUUCUCUUUACCAAUUUUUUUUUCUUUGUCUUUUUUCUCCCUAUAUAUAUCCCCCUCUUUUUCUGCUUCUUUCUCUUACAAUAAUACUACCUCUCCCCAACACUCCUUACUCUCCUUAUCCCCGGACUCCAUAUUCCACCGUUAUUUCUUGCGCCCCUUUGCAUUUGGUUCUCUCAAAAGCGUUUCCUGUUUGUUCCUUAGUCUUUUAUCGACGACCCUCGCCUUUGCGCGCCAAUUUCCAAUCACCGACCAAUCGCAUGCUUGCGUCUUCGUUAAUUGUUCUGGCGUCAUCAAAGCCUCCCUCUGCCAUCUAAUCCUUUCUCCCCCGCACAAUCCCUCCUCCCACUUCGUCAACAGCCAAUCUUUUUGUCUGUCUGUCUAUCUAUCUAUCUAUCUAUCUAUCUAUCUAUCUAUCUAUCUAUGUGUAUGUCUGUCUCAGUCUGUUCAUAUCUAUCUCGAUCUGUUCAUAUCUAUAUCUCUAUAUGUCUCUGUUCAUAUCUAUUUGUCUCAGUCUGUUAAUAUCUGUUUAUCUAUCUCUGUAUCUAUCACAGUCUUCUCAUAUUCAUUUAUCUUAAUCUAUCUAUCUAUAUCUAGACAUCUAUCAUUAUCUAUCUAUCUAUAUAUCUACAACAUCUUAUUCAUUUAUCUAUCUAUUUUUCUAUCUAUCUAUUUAUCUAUCUAUCUAUCUAUCUCAAUUUCAUUUCUUUCUAUUUAUUUAUCUGGCCGUCUAAUUAUCUUAUUAUUCAUAUCUAUCUAUCUAUCUAUCUAUCUAUCUAUCUAUCUAUCUAUCUAUCAAUUUAUACCGAUCUGUCGGAGUCUAUUCAAAUCUCUUCAUAUCUAUCUAUCUAUCUAUCUAUCUAUCUAUCUAUCUAUCUAUCUAUCUAUAUCUAUUCUCUUUCUUUCUAUCUAUCUAUCUAUCUAUCUAUCUAUCUAUCUAUCUAUCUAUCUAUCUAUCAAUUCAUAG
Messenger RNA from Acanthosepion pharaonis, 1137 nucleotides. NCBI's taxonomy places the organism in Eukaryota, Metazoa, Mollusca, Cephalopoda, Sepiida, Sepiidae. The record is from the annotation of a GenBank genome assembly.